AUGGGAAGCAAACCCUGCACCCCGUCGCCGCAUCCCUUGCCUAAUCGUUUGUCCCAAGAUUCAGAUUCCAAAGAUACAGUUCAACGUUAUCCGGUUUUCUGGAACCGGAGUCCCGGAGAACCUGAGCUCUACGGCGGUCCUAGUCGCAAUUGCGGUCCUUGGAAAAAUUUCCCAAUCUAUUGCCUAGGCUUGAUAGAAGCUGGUUUCUCUCGGUUACCGAAACAAGAUGCUGGCAAUUUCGACUCUCUCCCCCAUCAAGGAUCAGUUGAAGAUCACAUCAGACUUUUGAAAAUAAGUCAAGAAGUGAUGCAGAAGUUGAUCAGCGACAAGCGUAUCCAGGACGCCGCUACUCCAGCCCUGCUUCACCCUGAUUUCCACAAAAGGAACAUCUACGUCUCACCCGAGGACCCAACCACCAUCACUGGCAUAAUUGAUUGGCAAUCAGCAAGCAUCGAGCCUGCAUUCAUAUACGCCAACGAGACACCCGACUUCGCCGCCCUCCCUGAUCCAGACCUAGAGGAAAUCCUACUCGAAAACGACUCGGAAGACCACAAACCUCCCACACCCCAGAGCAAAGAACUCAAAGACGCAUCAAUCUGCCACCAAACAUACGACGUCUGCAUGAAAGGACUUACACUCAGACUCCGCCCCGCAAGGCUCCUUGAUCCAACUUUGUUCCGAGUCUUUCAGUACUGCCAUACGUCAUGGAGAGAUAAUGCCACGGCCCUCCGCCAAGAGCUAGUCGAGCUUUCAGCGCGCUGGACAGAGAUGGGACUACAGGGCUCUUGUCCUGCUUCUUUGAAAGAGGAGGAGUUGAAGAAACACGCUCAAGAUUAUGAAGACUUCGAGACCGUGCAAAGACUUAAACUGUGGCUGCGAGACUCUCUCCAGACAAACUCGGAUGGAUGGGUUCCAAAUGAUGUAUGGGAUGCUGCGAGGGAGGCUCACCGCGCGGUGUAUGAUGAGUGGAUACAGACGGCUAGAGAGGCUGAGGCUCGUGGGGAGGAUAUGACGGUAGCGAAGGCGGAGAGGUUGUGGCCGCUUGAUGCUAGGUGA
Messenger RNA from Aspergillus steynii IBT 23096, 1056 nucleotides. RefSeq lists its product as uncharacterized. Lineage: Eukaryota; Fungi; Ascomycota; Eurotiomycetes; Eurotiales; Aspergillaceae. The record is from RefSeq and is a predicted model, not a curated record. Gene Ontology annotation, cellular component: mitochondrion. The transcript has 3 exons. Bases 1 to 1056 code for a protein of 351 amino acids.